This is a messenger RNA of Fundulus heteroclitus (mummichog), 2249 nucleotides long. It is a transcript of the gene mcamb, whose product is annotated as melanoma cell adhesion molecule b. The record is from RefSeq and is a predicted model, not a curated record. The transcript has 17 exons. NCBI's taxonomy places the organism in Eukaryota, Metazoa, Chordata, Actinopteri, Cyprinodontiformes, Fundulidae. The coding region runs from base 92 to 2047 and encodes 651 amino acids.
CUCUCUUUCUCACUCUGUGUGUUGAAGCAUUUCACCAAGAGAGGAGCAGACUUCACCCCUGCACGGACAUCUCUGCCUCUGAUCGACCACCAUGGCCGUACGGGACGCUGCCUCUCUGCUGCCGCCGCUGCUGCUGCUGGCUCUCCUUCACACCUGGGGAGCUAGGGCCGCUGUGGAGGUAACAAUGGAGGAGGAAGUACAGGUUUUUCACGGAGACACGGCUCGGAUCCCCUGCACGGUCACGUCGGACGACGGCAGCGGCGGCAUGAUCGUCCAGUGGUUCUACGUAAUAUCCUCAGGAAAAAGCCACCUAAUCUACAACCAGGACAGCAUGGAGAAGAGGGUAGUGAAAAACACUCCGUACACCGAUCGGAUCGCAGUGGAGAACAACGGAACCGCCGGUGGGGUUCUGACCAUCAGUGAUGUGCAGCUGCACGACGAGGUGGAGUUCGUCUGUCACGUCCGGAGCCUCACUGACGGGACCGGGGAAGGACGCACAAGGCUGAGAGUGUUUAAAACACCAGAUUUUCCCACGAUUGAACGUGCGGAAAAAGGAAUAUCAGUUGAUGAUGAACCUUCAAAGGUCGGCACUUGCGAGGUGAAAAAUGGAUACCCUAAGCCGACCAUUACCUGGUACAGAAACAACAUGCCGCUGCGCAGUAUUACUGAUGUCGUGAACCUCAUUAACAGUGCCACUACCGGAUCAAGCGAUUUAUUCUCGGUCAAGAGCGAACUGUUUUUGAAGGUGAAGAAGGAGGACAAAGAUGCUACUUUCUACUGUGAGGUCAAAUACUUGGUUCCUGGAGCUGAGAAGAUGACUGAAACCAACGGCAUCAAUAUCACCGUCUUCUAUCCUGCCACUGAAGUAAAUAUGUGGGUUGAAUCCCCAAAGCGUCUAAUCGUGGAGGGUGAUAGUGUGAAGCUCCGCUGCAGCAGUAACGGGAAUGUACCAUCCCAAGAGUUUGAAAUUAAGGAUAAGAAUGGUGUGUCUUUAGGUGGCUCUGAAGCGGUGCUGGAAAAGGUUUCCCGACUGGACAGUGGUGUUUACGAAUGCAGCGUGGUGGACAUGAACACUUUUGAGGAAUUGACAACAAACACCGCAAUUUUUGUCAACUAUCUGGACGAGGCUGUCAUUGAACCCAAAGACACUGUUUUGGUGGAGCAGAGAAAGGAGCUUAAGGCCACCUGCAAUGCUUUAUCGUCUCUCCACACCAAGACAACGUGGCUCAAGAAUGGAAAGGAAGUUUCAAAGGGUCACUAUUUAAGCCUGAAGAACAUAACCUAUGACGAUGCAGGACUCUACGUUUGUAUAGUGACAGUUCCUGAGAUUGAGGAAAUGCAAACCAACGCUUCACUACAAGUACACGUUCAGGGGCCACCAGAAAUUACAGAAAAUAAAUUAAUUGAGAAAGAGACUGCUGAGAAGGAGGUUGAACUGAGCUGCCACGUCAAAGGCUACCCCACUCCCAAAAUAACUUGGACGAGCUCUGAUGGAAAGGUCAUCGGCUCUGCGUCUCAUAUGACGACCGAGUUGGGCGCUAAGAGCGUAGUCAAAGUCAAAGUCACCUCGAACAUGACCGUUAUCUGCAGCUCUUCAAACAGCUUUGGCACAGACUCAGUGACGUACAGCAUCAAAGCCAAAAUCACUAAACACACCACCACACCAGCAACCACCACUACAACAACCAUUACAUCCGCCUACACAACCCCCAAUGUAUCCACCAAUACAAGCACAACCACCAACACCGCCAUUCCCAAAUCCAAAGUCAAGGCAGAAACAGCCAAACCACCAGAGAAAGUCAAAAAAGGAAGCAACGGUGUCAUCAUUGCAGUGAUCAUUAUCUGUAUCCUGCUUCUGGCCAUCUUGGGCAGCGUGCUUUACUUCCUGUACAAAAAGGGCAAGAUCUGCAAUCGAUCUGGAAAGCAGGACUUCACCAAAGAGAAGUCCGGCAAGGACAGGAUCGUGGUGGAGAUGAAGAGCGACAACACGGAGGAGGCCAUUCUGCUCGGGGUCAAUGGAGAGAAACAGCUACCCGGUGACCAGUGAUGAGUUCCCUGCAUGUUCAGAAGCGAGGCGGCGAGCAGAGACUUCCCGAUAGCUGCUCCUGGUGUUCCUUCUCAGGCUCAGACCCCCCCCCCCCCCUUCCAGAUGCCUUCAAGCUUCCACCAAAGCUCCUUCAUUCAGAGUUACAUCAUGGAGAUAAUCCACUGACGCUAAAACUGCUUAAAGAAAAAGCCUUUUUUUCCAU